GGUAAAUCCAGUAGAAUAGGACGGUAGAUGCGCCUGCAGUGUGCUGGUUGGUCAAACCCUCUUCCUUCCUGCACACCUUGCAGAACUCAUCCGAUACGAAAAAGUAGAUCUAGCAGAAAUGGGAAGAUGCUGAUUCCGCUUCCUUCAAGCAUAUAGCUUCCAUUUGUUCUUCUCCAAAUAGAAUCUACAAAGGAGGAGGAGGAAGAAGAACGCAGCUGACCGAAAUGGACAGCACUCGAGAAGAAGAGAUCUCAGUUUCACUACUCACCCACGAGCUCUCCACCUCUGCGUCAUCGGCGAAAUCUCCACCGUGGCAAGAGGAGGGAGUGGAGGAGGAGGAGAACUCGCCGAUCGAGCAGGUGGCGCUGACUGUGCCUGUGGAAGAUGACCCCGCGACGCCGGUGCUGACGUUCCGGAUGUGGGUCCUGGGAACCGCGUCCUGCGUGCUGCUCUCCUUCCUGAACCAGUUCUUCUGGUACCGAAAGGAGCCGCUGUCCAUCACCUCCAUCUCGGCGCAGAUCGCGGUGGUGCCGCUGGGCCACCUCAUGGCCUCCACCAUCACCGACCGCGUCUUCUUCAAAGGAAGCCGGUGGGAGUUCACGCUCAACCCGGGGCCCUUCAACAUGAAGGAGCACGUCCUCAUCACCAUCUUCGCCAACUCCGGCGCCGGCAGCGUCUACGCCAUCCACGUCGUCACCGCCGUCAAGAUAUUCUACCAGAAGCACAUCACCUUCUUCGUCUCUUUCCUCGUCGUCAUCACCACGCAGGUGUUGGGCUUCGGAUGGGCGGGGAUAUUCCGGCGGUAUCUGGUGGAGCCGGCGGCCAUGUGGUGGCCCUAUAACUUGGUGCAGGUCUCCUUGUUCAGGGCCCUGCACGAAAAAGAAGAAAGGGUCAAAGGUGGCAUGACUCGGAACCAGUUCUUCAUGGUGGCAUUUGUUUGCAGCUUUGCCUACUAUGUUUUCCCAGGCUACCUUGUCUCCAUGCUCACCUCCCUCUCUUGGGUCUGUUGGAUCUUCCCCCAGUCCAUCCUUGCCCAGCAGCUGGGUUCUGGUCUCUAUGGCCUUGGCAUCGGUGCCAUUGGCUUGGACUGGUCCACCAUCUCCUCAUACAUAGGCAGCCCCCUUGCCAGCCCUUGGUUUGCCACUGCCAAUGUUGCAGCUGGUUUUGUGCUCAUCAUGUAUGUCAUCACACCAAUUUCAUAUUGGCUCAACCUCUACAAGGCAAAGACCUUCCCUAUCUUCUCGGAUGGACUUUUCACAUCAACUGGGCAGGGUUACAACAUCUCCAGCAUCAUCGACUCCAACUUCCACCUUGACAUUAUGGCCUAUGAAAAGAAUGGUCCACUCUACUUGAGCACAUUCUUUGCAGUGACUUAUGGUAUCGGCUUUGCGUCUCUCACGGCUACCAUUUCUCAUGUUCUUCUCUUUCACGGAAGUGAAAUAUGGCAAAUGAGCAAGUCAGCAUUCAAAGAGAAGAAGAUGGAUAUCCAUACCAAACUCAUGAGCAGAUAUGACCAGGUGCCCCAGUGGUGGUUUAUUGCUGUCCUUAUUGCCAACAUUGCUCUUACCAUCUUUGCAUGUGAGUACUACAUCGAUCAGCUCCAGCUUCCAUGGUGGGGUGUAUUAUUAGCCUGCUUCAUCGCCAUUUUCUUCACACUCCCCAUUGGGAUCAUCACAGCCACCACAAACCAGACACCAGGCUUAAACAUUAUUACAGAGUAUAUUAUGGGGUACUUGUACCCUGGACGCCCAGUCGCAAACAUGUGCUUUAAAGUAUAUGGGUACAUCAGUAUGACACAGGCAUUGACAUUCUUGCAAGACUUCAAAUUGGGGCACUAUAUGAAGAUACCACCCAGAACCAUGUUCAUGGCUCAGGUUGUAGGCACUGUAAUUGCUGCAAUGGUUUAUUUGGGUACUGCAUGGUGGCUUAUGGAAACAAUUCCUGACAUCUGCAACAAAGAGCUCCUGCCUUCAGACAGUCCAUGGACCUGCCCCGGUGACCAUGUCUUCUACGAUGCCUCUGUCAUAUGGGGUCUUAUUGGUCCACGCCGGAUAUUUGGAGACCUCGGCACCUACUCCAACGUCAACUGGUUCUUCCUGGCUGGUGCACUGGCACCUGUGCUCGUCUGGUUUGGACACAAGGCCUUUCCAAACCAGGAAUGGAUCCGUCUCAUAAACAUGCCAGUAUUGAUUGGUGCCACCGGAUCCAUGCCUCCGGCAACGGCUGUGAAUUAUAUUACAUGGAUCAUUGUCGGCUUCUUGUCAGGCUACGUGGUCUACAGGUACAGGAGAGAUUGGUGGCAGCGGCACAAUUAUGUGCUCUCAGGUGCUCUGGACGCUGGGCUGGCAUUCAUGGGAGUGUUGCUGUACCUGUGCUUGGGGCUGGAGAACGUCAAUCUCAGUUGGCCGGGAAAUGACUUGGAUGGGUGUCCUCUGGCUUCCUGCCCGACAGCCAAGGGUGUUGUUAUUGAAGGUUGCCCAGUCUUUUGAUGUUUGUUUAGCUGCAAAACCUUGUGUUGUAGUAAAGUAUGCAUUCAAGCAACAGUGGAGAUAGAAAAGCAUUUAAUCAAAUAUGUAAAUUGCAUACAAAUUAGUGAACAUGAUUUCUCCCUCAACUUAUGUGAAUCUAUGAAAUGGCUGCUGUUAUUCA
This is a messenger RNA of Musa acuminata AAA Group (dessert banana), 2649 nucleotides long. RefSeq names its product oligopeptide transporter 7. The record is from RefSeq and is a predicted model, not a curated record. Gene Ontology annotation, molecular function: oligopeptide transmembrane transporter activity. Gene Ontology annotation, biological process: transmembrane transport. The coding region runs from base 225 to 2489 and encodes 754 amino acids. Gene Ontology annotation, cellular component: plasma membrane. Lineage: Eukaryota; Viridiplantae; Streptophyta; Magnoliopsida; Zingiberales; Musaceae. The transcript is spliced from 7 exons.